AUGCGUGGAGGGCUCGCACUCUUAAGAGAAGUGUUUGACGCUAUCCAUCCGCCAGCCAACCUUCCAGCUGUACUUGGUAACCCUACCAUUAAGUCAAAGCUGCAAACACUGAGAAGAAAUAGAGUCCUUACCUACCCCGAAUGGGACUGCCUUUACAACCCACCGUCAGGAGCUUAUGGAAAGUCGUCCGACUUUGACGUCACCUUACUAUGUAAACUGCUUCGAGAAAUAUGCAACCUUACCCCUUCCACCGGAUGGGACAACUUACCCAACAGCACUGAUCACAGCCGUGAGGCAGACGUGGUUAGAGUUAAGUUUUAUCGUAACACAAUUUAUGGUCACAACCACAGAAUGGAGAUAACAAAUGCUGAUUUUGAGAAGCUUUGGAUGGAAAUCAGUGAGGCCCUAUUGAGAAUUGCCGACAGGAUAAGUAGGGCAAAGAGAGAUGAGUGGAAGAAGUCCAUCGAAAACCUUUUCCGUGAUCCACUAACACCAGAUGCAAAGGAAUAUGUUUCAGAACUUCGGUUACGGUACAAAAAGGAUUUGGAGACUAAAGACGAGAUCGAAAAACUAAUUGAAAAAGUGGACCAGAAUGCCUGCGAGCUGGAAGAAAUCAAACUAUUACUCCUUCAGACGAGUCUGCAGAAUCGUCCAAAAGCUAUUGAUUUCUGGGACGUUGUCUGUGCAUUUAAGAAAACCCUAGAAAUGUUGCUAGAAUAUUUGAAAACAAAGCUUGGUGUUGUUGUUCAAGGAUUCAGACAAGGUAGUUUGAUCAUAACAGUUUCCUGCAGUUCAUUAGAAGUCCUUGAGGCUCUUUGGAAGGAUUAUCGCAGAGGACAUCUCAAUGAAGUGGUCCAAGAUACCCUUGUCACGGCUGAAGUUCUGAAAGAGAUUAACCUAAGUGAAGUGAAACUGAUGACCAUCAUUUCAGAAGACGAGUAA
This is a messenger RNA of Porites evermanni, 942 nucleotides long. The record is from the annotation of a GenBank genome assembly. Lineage: Eukaryota; Metazoa; Cnidaria; Anthozoa; Scleractinia; Poritidae.